AACAAGACCAGAGUGACUUUGGGAGAAUAUUUCACACGCAGACGUGCGCUAAAAGCACAGGUUGGGCUUCCCACCGAUGCCGCAGUCACGAAGAUUCUACUAGACAGGUAAAGAGGAUUUGUGUCCAGAUCCCCAGACAGACCCCUGCAUGCUCUGCUGUUCCAGACAGAAAAACCCGGAACGCCAACCCAGGAAUGUCUUAUCCCACACCGGACGCUCAUCAUACCAAUGCACAGGCGGCCCGCCUGGACCAGAACGAGAGCAAUGGGUCGUUCUCGCCGUCACCCCAAGCUUUGAGGAAACCACCUGGGCAUCUGAAGUUGUCAUGCAGCCUUUCUAAAUCAGACUCCGACCUGCUGGCUUCCCCUCAUUGUGAGGACGACAGGCCUCUGGGUGGCCGGAGCGAAUCCCUGUCCAACUGUGCUGAUGAGAGGAAGGAAACGGAGCAGAUGCCCUCGUUUGCCUCCGAAUGGGACGAGAUUGAAAAGAUCAUGACUCUAAUUGCCGACAUCGAGAUCUCCGAGGCGCAUCGACCUGCAUUGGAAGAUGCAGCCGGGAGCCGUGCGCUGGAGCAGACGGUGGGGGAGUGGCUGGAACACGUGGGCUUUCCUCAGUACGAGAGCAAACUGGUGCUCAAUGGCUUCGAUGACCUGCGCUACAUGGGGAGUAACGUGAUGGAAGAUGAGGACCUUCAUGAACUUGGCAUCACCGACCCAGGUCACAGGAAGAAGAUCCUUCAUGCAGCAAAAAACUUUCCGAAGGUGAAAGCUCUGGGGUGUGACGGCAGCACUUCUCUGUCCUCAUGGCUGGAAAGUUUGGGCCUCGGAGAAUAUCUGCACAACUUCUUGUCUAGCGGCUACCGAACCCUGGACUGUGUGAAGAACCUGUGGGAGCUUGAAAUCGUCAAUGUAUUAAAAAUUGGCCUUCUUGGUCACAGAAAAAGGAUCAUAGCCUCAAUAGCAGAGCGACCAUAUGAGGAAGCACCUUCAAAAUCCAACCGCUUUUCCCAGCUAAAGAUUCAGGACCUGUUGUCUCAGAAUACGUCACCGCUCAGUUAUAUGGACCCGUACACGAGUCGCUCCAUGGACAUGUUGCUUCCGUUGGGAGAAUCAGGCAGAAAGAGCAGAGCAUUGGAUCAGGAUGGCAGUAUCUCGCUUCGCUCCUUCGGUGAAAGGUCACGCUCACAUGACCGUCAUGCAGAUCGUCAAUCACGUCUAAAUAUUCGCCCUUCCAGCCACUCUGCCACAUACACCACGGUCUCCACCUGGCAUCAUCACCCUGAGAAACUUAUCACAGAGUCCUGCAUUUAUGAGGCCAGAUAUUUAGGUUCUGUGAUCAUCCGAGAUCUACGAGGAAUUGAAUCUACACAGGAGGCCUGUGCUAGAAUAAGGAAAUCAAAGGAUCACCGGAAAGGUCCUGUCAUAAUACUGAAUAUCACCUACAAAGGAGUCAAGUUCGUUGACGCAGCCACCAAGGCGCUGGUUGCAGAGCAUGAGAUCCAGAACAUCUCAUGCGCGGCUCAGGAUCCGGAUGACCUGUGCACGUUUGCAUACAUCACGAAAGACCUGAAGUCUGGUUUUCACUUCUGCCAUGUCUUCACUACAGUAGAAGUGACACAGACCUAUGAGAUCAUCCUGACGCUGGGACAAGCUUUUGAGGUAGCGUAUCAUAUGGCUCUCCAGGCACAGAAGUCCCGUCGUCACAGUUCAUAUGCUGGUCCAGUCUCCGAAAACAUAGAAGCCAAGACAAGCAGGCCCACUUCUCAGUCCCGCAACAGUGUGCGCCGCUCCACCGGUGCACCUGUGCUUGAAUGCCGCUGCUGUUACUGUCACACGUGCUCCGCCCACCGCCCCUCCUACCUCCCGCUGCCCUCUAUCAGCCCUGGAGUUCAGAUCGACCCUCAGGACCCGGAAACGGACCUGCAGUCCCUGGGCAGCACCAGUUGGCUCUUCGAACCACGGGACUCCUCCAGACCUUCCAGUAGCACCAACUUACUCCACCUUUCAAGUUUCCGGACACCAAGGUGUGAAUUGAAGGGGAAUCAGGUGAAACUUUAUGUGUGAGUCCAAAUGAGGAAGAAAUUGAGUGAGUAUGCGAGAGAGAAAUAGAAAUACAAAAUUAGCACUUAACUGCCGUACCAAACGGACUGUCCAAAGUUGCUCCUACUGCAAAAAUGAACUUGAAUAAGGACAUUACUCAACUGAUAAACUGAUUUGCUGGUGAUGUGGAAAUGGACGUGACGUAUCAAAUAUUAAAAUAUGAUUCAGCAUGAUAUUCAGUUUGAUAGAAUCUCAUAAAGCAAUGGCAAUUUCACCCCAAAAUCAAAGGAGAGAUUUCGCAUAUAGCAAACGAAGCCUAUUUUUAGGACUUUUCACUGCAAAUCAUCAUGACUGUAAUGCGUAAAAAGUCAAAUGCAACAGAUACAACCAAAAUGUAUACUUAUAUUUUUACUCUACAGAUUUAAUAUUACAUCGUAAUAUCAAUAUUAAUAUAUCUUAAUUUGUUAAAAAGUUGUUGAGGU
Molecule: messenger RNA, 2521 nt
Organism: Pimephales promelas (fathead minnow)
Lineage: Eukaryota; Metazoa; Chordata; Actinopteri; Cypriniformes; Leuciscidae
Source: RefSeq, a predicted model, not a curated record